This is a messenger RNA of Pararge aegeria (speckled wood butterfly), 1352 nucleotides long. It is a transcript of the gene PSR, whose product is annotated as bifunctional arginine demethylase and lysyl-hydroxylase PSR. The record is from RefSeq and is a predicted model, not a curated record. Gene Ontology annotation, cellular component: nucleus; cytoplasm. Gene Ontology annotation, biological process: phagocytosis. The transcript has 3 exons. Gene Ontology annotation, molecular function: histone H4R3 demethylase activity; P-TEFb complex binding. NCBI's taxonomy places the organism in Eukaryota, Metazoa, Arthropoda, Insecta, Lepidoptera, Nymphalidae. The coding region runs from base 70 to 1233 and encodes 387 amino acids.
AUGAAUCAGUUGCUGAGGUUCAGAGGUUAAAAUUUAUAUUAUUUAUUUCUAAAAUCUAAAUAAUUAGGUAUGGAUACUGAAUACAAAUUAUCGCAUAAGGCUAAAAAAAGGAUCAAAGAAAUUAAAAGAAAAGCUCGACCAGAGUUGGCUGACAAAUACCAAUGGACAGCUUUAAAGUAUGCAAGUAGUUUUGAAGAGUUUAUAAAAUGUAAGGACAAUGUUGAUAGAAUAAAUGAAAAUGAAUUCAGUCCUGAAGAGUUCAUAGAGAAAUAUGAGAAAAUUUACAAGCCAGUCGUUAUCAGCAAUGUUCAGACGAACUGGCGAGCCAAUCACAAGUGGACGCAAGAGCGACUCGCCAAAAAGUAUCGCAACCAAAAAUUCAAAUGUGGAGAAGACAAUGAGGGAUACAGUGUAAAAAUGAAAAUGAAGUAUUACAUAGAGUAUAUGAGGACAACGACUGAUGAUAGUCCACUGUAUAUUUUUGAUAGUAGUUUUGGAGAACAUCCAAGAAGGAAAAAGCUCUUGGAAGAUUAUGAAGCUCCUCUUUACUUUAGGGAUGAUUUAUUUAAGUAUUGCGGGGAAGAGAGACGUCCACCUUACCGCUGGUUUGUAAUGGGGCCACAGAGGUCUGGAACUGGUAUCCACAUUGACCCGUUGGGCACAAGUGCCUGGAAUGCUUUAGUUUUUGGGCACAAGCGAUGGUGUUUAUUUCCAACCCAGACACCACGAGAACUGAUCAAAGUUACUGGAUUGGUAGGCGGUAAACAGAGAGAUGAAGCUAUAACAUGGUUCAAGCUUAUUUAUCCUAAAACACAGUUGGAUUCUUGGCCAGAAGAAUACAAACCAGUUGAAAUUCUCCAGAAACCUGGUGAGACAGUGUUUGUCCCUGGAGGUUGGUGGCACGUUGUUCUCAAUCUAGAUGACACUGUUGCAGUGACCCAAAACUUUUGCAGUCGAACCAACUUCCCUGUAGUUUGGCACAAGACUGUAAGAGGACGUCCAAAACUUUCAAAGAAAUGGGCUAAAGUACUAGAAACCAAAGAGCCUGAGCUUUACAAAAUUGCAAGUGGCAUGGACUUGAGUCAAGGUACAGGAGUUGCGUCAGACAGCUCUUCAAAUAGCAGCUCUUCCAGUAGUGACAGUGACAGCAGCUCAACUGCAAGCUCUAAUGAAGAAGACAGUGGCCAAGAGAGUAUCACUGCACACAAGAAGAAGAGAAAACGAAAAGUUUGAAAAACCUGCUAGUGUAUUUUGUACUGUAAUUAACUAUUUAUGUAAGCGACAAAUUUCUAUCAGUUUAAUAUUGUUUGUCUUGUAUAUUUUAAGCCUUUUGUAUUACUAGAUUUAAUUGA